AUGAAAGAUUUAGAAGAGAAAGGAAGGAAAAGCUAUACGGUAAAUGAUUUGUCGAAGGUGGAAUUUACCAAAAAUGGAACGGUCAAUGAUAAAGAAAGUGCAAGCGCCGCAGAAAAUGGCAAUGAAGUUCCGAGCGUAUCAUUUAUCACACUAUACCGCUUCGCUACUGGAUUGGAUAAACUGUACAUUUUCUUGGCAAUAAUCUCUUCUAUCAUUUGCGGGUGUUUGACACCAAUUAAUACUCUUCUGUUUUCGUCUUUGCUACAAAGUAUGGUUUCAUUUGGUAUAUCUGUGCAAGUUGGAGAACCCCAAAACGAGGAAUUUCUCAAAGCUAUCAGAGAAUUCGCAAUCAAUAAUAGCAUAGUCGGUGCAGUACUAGUAAUAUUAUCAUAUGCCGCAACUGCUUUUAUGAAUAUCGCUGCUUUUAAUCAGGUAUAUAGAAUUCGACAAGAAUAUUUGAAAGCAGCUUUAAAUCAAGAUUUUGAAUAUUUUGACACACAUCAGACUGGAGAUUUUGCAGUAAAAAUGACUAGUGACGUGGUUAAAUUAGAAGAUGGUAUAGGAGAGAAGCUAGCGACAUUUAUUUUUUACCAGGCGGCGUUUGUCAGUUCUAUUAUUAUGGCACUGGUUAAGGGAUGGAAAUUGGCUUUGCUGUGUUUAAUUUCAUUUCCAGUAACUUUGUUUUUAGUAGGACUUGCUGGACUAAUAGCAUCAAGGUUAUCAAAAAAAGAGGCAAUAGCAUCAGGAAAAGCCGGUGCAAUAGCUGAGGAGGUAUUAGCGGCGGUCCGAACAGUCUAUGCUUUCAGUGGCCAAAGGAAAGAAAUUGAAAGAUACGAGAAACAUCUUAUCGAGGCAAGAUCAAUCAAUAUAAAAAAGGGAUUCUUCAAUGGCAUGGCAAUGGGGACAUUGUUUUUUUGCAUUUUCUGUGCAUAUGCUCUUUCUUUUUGGUUCGGCUACAGGCUCAUGGUUGAAGAGCCUGAAACGUACGACGUUGACACAAUGAUUGCUGUAUUUUUUGGUGUCAUGAUGGGAUCGGCAAACUUUGGUAUAUCAUCUACACUUAUGGAAGUAUUUGGGGUGGCACGUGGUGCGGGCGCACAGAUUUUCAACUUGAUUGACAAUGUUCCUUAUAUAAAUCCAUUAUUAAACCGCGGUUUCACCCCCUCUAAGAUCGAAGGAAACAUAGAAUUUAAGAACGUUGUUUUCCACUAUCCUUCGAGGCCAGACGUUCCGGUCCUAAAAGGUGUAAAUCUAACUGUGCAACGAGGCCAAUCGGUAGCGCUGGUUGGACAUUCAGGAUGCGGAAAGUCUACUAUAAUUCAGCUGUUAUCUAGAUACUACGACGUUGUUGAUGGCAGUGUUUUAAUAGACGGUAAUGAUAUCCGAGAAGUAUCAGUGAGAUGGUUGCGAGCGCAAGUCGGCUUGGUUGGCCAAGAGCCCGUGCUCUUCAACACAACGGUCAAACAAAACAUCCGCUAUGGCCGAGAAGACGCAACCGACGCUGACAUUGAAGCGGCUGCUAAGCAAGCGAAUGCACACGAAUUUAUAACGAAAUUACCUUCUGGUUAUGACACUUUAGUGGGCGAACGCGGCGCAUCACUUUCCGGUGGGCAGAAACAGAGAAUAGCGAUAGCACGUGCUCUCGUCAGGAACCCGCGCAUUUUGCUACUAGAUGAAGCAACCAGCGCUCUGGACACAUCUUCUGAAGCCAAAGUUCAAAAAGCUCUUGAUAAGGCUUCGGAAGGCCGUACAACGAUUGUUGUAGCCCACAGACUAACUACAAUCAGAAAUGUUGAUAAAAUCUAUGUUUUCAAAAGUGGUAAUAUGGUGGAGAGUGGAAAUCAUGAAGAGCUGAUGAGCAAAAAAGGACAUUAUUAUGACAUGGUCAUGUUACAGUCAUCUCCUGACUUAAACGAAACAGGACAAAGAAAUAAUUUAGACCGCGCAGUUUCAAUACUAAGCGAAAAAGAUGAAGAGGAACAUUUGGAAACCAAAAUAGAAGAUGUUGACCAAUCUUUGGAUGCCGAAGAUGUAUCUUUUGCCCAAGUUGUAAAAUUGAAUGCACCUGAGUGGAAGUCGAUUACAGCGGCGAGUUUAUGUUCCCUCGUCAGUGGCUUUUCAAUGCCUCUACUUGCCGUUAUACUUGGAGACUUUCUUGGUGUGCUCUCAAAUCCUGACACAGAAGCAGUUACAGCAGAAGUACGAAGAUACGCCCUUAUAUUUGUUGGCAUUGGUGUUUUCUCAGGUGUCACUAACUUCGUAAUGGUUUCUAUGUACGGCAUGGCAGGGGAACAUCUAACAGCCAGAUUAAGGAAGUUAAUGUUCGAGAAAUUACUCCAACAAGAGAUCGGUUUCUUUGAUGAUAAAAACAAUUCUACUGGCGCUCUAUGUGCACGACUCUCUGGCGAAGCAGCUGCUGUACAAGGGGCGACAGGUCAAAGAAUAGGAACAGUGUUACAGGCAGUUGGUACAUUUAGUUUCGCGCUUGGUGUUUCUUUGUACUACGAAUGGCGGUUAGGCUUAGUUGCGUUAGCAUUCGUACCUUUCAUGGCUGCAGUUCUAUAUAAAGAAGGCAGGAUGGUCACUGCGGAAUCGUUCGGCACUGCGAAAACAAUGGAAUCUAGUUCUAAGGUAGCGGUAGAAGCGGUGUCCAAUGUUCGUACUGUAGCUUCUUUAGGCAGGGAACAAGCUUUCACUGAAGAAUAUGCCAGAUUGCUUUUACCAGCUUUGACUAUGGCUAAACGCACUACCCAUUGGCGUGGACUUGUCUUUGGACUCUCAAGAGGUCUUUUUAAUUUUGUAUAUUCCGCUACUUUGUUCUAUGGCGGAAAUCUUAUGGUGUACCAAGGAGUUGGUUACGAUGUCAUUCUUAAAUCCGCUCAAACGCUUUUAAUGGGUUCAUCGUCAGCUACACAAGCUUUUGCGUUUGCCCCUAAUUUCCAAAAGGGAAUAAAAGCUGCAGGACGCGUUAUCGUUAUAUUAAACAGACAAUCAAAGAUCACCGAUCCAGCGCAACCAGCUGUUGAAGAUUUUGAAGGAACAGGUGAAGCAAGUUUACAAAACGUAUACUUUAAGUACCCAACGCGGCCUCUCAUACAAGUACUUAAGAACUUAGAUCUUGAAAUAGAGAAUGGAAAGACAAUAGCGUUAGUAGGUGCCAGUGGUUGUGGUAAGAGUACGAUCAUUCAAAUGCUUGAAAGAUACUACGAUCCAGACGAAGGCAUUGUGGCGCAAAAUGGUAUUCCUCUACCAAAAAUACGUCUAGUUGAUGUAAGAAAGACAAUCGGUUUCGUGCAGCAAGAACCAAUCCUGUUCGACCGAACAAUAGGCGAGAAUAUCGCUUACGGAGAUAACCUGCAGAUACUUAAAAUGGAAAAUGUUAUAGAAGCCGCUAAGCAAGCCAACAUACACAACUUCAUUAUAUCUUUGCCUAUGGGCUAUGACACAAACAUUGGUUCUAAGGGCACACAACUCUCAGGAGGACAGAAACAAAGAGUAGCAAUAGCAAGAGCUUUAAUAAGAAAACCCAAAAUGCUGCUACUCGAUGAAGCCACUAGCGCCUUGGAUACAGAGAGCGAAAAGGUGGUACAAGAGGCGUUGGACGCGGCGAAGGCGGGGCGCACGUGCGUCGUGAUCGCGCACCGUCUGAGCACGGUGCGCGACGCCGACGUCAUCUGCGUGCUCAGCGACGGCUGCGUCGCCGAGAGCGGCACACACUCACAACUUCUAGAUCACAAAGGACUCUACUACAAUCUAAACAGACAAGGAUACUCU
Messenger RNA from Brenthis ino (lesser marbled fritillary), 3774 nucleotides. The record is from the annotation of a GenBank genome assembly. NCBI's taxonomy places the organism in Eukaryota, Metazoa, Arthropoda, Insecta, Lepidoptera, Nymphalidae.